Molecule: messenger RNA, 1047 nt
Organism: Trematosphaeria pertusa
Lineage: Eukaryota; Fungi; Ascomycota; Dothideomycetes; Pleosporales; Trematosphaeriaceae
Product: taurine catabolism dioxygenase
Exons: 2
Coding region: 1-1047 (348 amino acids)
Molecular function (GO): oxidoreductase activity
Source: RefSeq, a predicted model, not a curated record
AUGCCCGGCGUCCUCCUGCAAGAUACUCCCUUCCAGACCAUCUCCAUCAAGGAGCUGCAUCCCAGCUAUGGCGCGGAGGUCAUCGGUGCCGACUUUAAGAACAUGUCCGAUGAGCAGUUCAAGGAGAUCAAAGCCGCAAUGGCCAAGUACGGCGUCCUCGUCUUCCGCAAGACAGGCAUGUCCGACGACCAGCACGUCGCCUUCAGCGCCAAGCUCGGCGAACUCGACAACGUAAAGCGCUACCUAACCGGCGGCCGCAAGCUACGCUACACGCACUUCGAGCUCUUCGACGCCGGCAACGUCGACGAGGACGGCGCGCCCAUCCACCCGGACGCCCCGCGCUCGCACUACAACAAAGGAAACGGGCUGUUCCACGUCGACUCGUCCUUCAACCCGCGCCGUGCCAGCUGGUCGCUGCUGCGCGCCGUCGUGCUCCCGCCGCCCAACACUGGCGGCGAGACCGAGUUCGCCGACAGCCGCACCGCGUGGGAUGACCUGGACGACGAUCUGAAGAAGCAGCUGCUCGAGAAGAACUACAUCGGCGCGCACACGCUGCUGCAUUCGCGCAAACAGGGCUCGCCGGAGUUCUUCAAGGACCUCGAUCCUACCUCCCAGCCCAUGACGCGCCACCGCCUCGUGCAGACCCACGAGCCCUCCGGCCGCACGAACCUCUACAUCGCCGCGCACCUGCACCAUCUGGAGACGGACGACGGAGGACCCUUGCCGGAGGCGGAAUCCAACGCGCUGGUGAAGAAACUCAUGGCUCACGUCACGCAGCCGAAGUACGUCAUGAGCGUGGACUGGCUGAACGAGGGGGAUAUGGUGGCCUGGGACAACACGUGUGUGCUUCAUAGGGCGACGGGGGGUAGCUUUGAGGGUAAGUAUGUGAGGGAUGUAAGGCGGACGACUGUGCACGAUGAUAGUUCCACGGCGUGGGGAUUGAACGCGGGUCAGGAGGCACGAGGAUUUGAUCUACAGAAAGCUAUGGGCGAUACCACGGUAUCUACAGCCACAUCUGUAUCCGCAGACGUCAAAGUAUCUGCAUAA